AUGUCUUUCCUCACCCGAACCCUCAAUGUCAGCAGAACCGCCGCAGUCGUGACCCCCGUGUCACGGAUCGCCGCAGUUCGGACAUCGCGCACAUUCACCACUUCGUUGGCGGCGCAGAGAACCGCCACCGAGGCUGUCAAGGAUGAAUUGAAGCACAUUGACAGGGCUGUGAGCGAUAAGCUCGUCGACGGCAUCAACAUUGCUACCAAGGCAUCGCACAAGGUCAUGGAAACAGCCGAAGAUCUGUCAAACAGCGGCGUCUCCAGCCAGGUGGAAGGCGUGGAGGCCCACGCCAGAGGCAAAGCGGAAGCCGUCAAGGGAACCGUCAAAGGCAAGACCGAGGAGUUGAAAGGAAACGUGAAAGGCAAAGCAGAGGAGAUGAAGGGUCAGGCAAAGGGUACUGCCGCCAAAGCAAAAGGCAAGGCAGACGAGACCCUUGACGAGGUGCAGAGUUUGUAUGACUGA
Molecule: messenger RNA, 465 nt
Organism: Trichoderma aggressivum f. europaeum
Lineage: Eukaryota; Fungi; Ascomycota; Sordariomycetes; Hypocreales; Hypocreaceae
Exons: 2
Coding region: 1-465 (154 amino acids)
Source: RefSeq, a predicted model, not a curated record